GCCGCGCGGGGGCUGCCGGAGAGCGGUGCGGUUCCAUGGCGGAGCCGGCGGUGAGCGGGCCCCCCGGGGGGCCGCAGCCCCGCGCCCGGCGCCUGGCGGCGCUGCUGAACCGCAGCCUGCGGGUGCGCAUGUCGGACGGGCGCACGCUGGUGGGAGCCUUCCUCUGCACCGACCGCGACGCCAACAUCAUCCUCGGCUCCGCGCAGGAGUUCCUCAAGGCUGCGGAUGCGUUCCCGGGCAGCGAGCCGCGUGUGCUGGGCCUGGCCAUGGUGCCUGGGCACCACAUCGUGUCCAUCGAGGUGGAGCGCGACGCUGCCGCCGCCCUGUGCUCCUGACAGCCCCCCAUGGGAUGGACCCGCGAGUCUUGUGCACCCCCUUUGUACCCUAACUGGUGAUGGACCCCAGCCAUGCAAAAUGACCACCGGAAUUGCAAUCCCCUCAGCCCCAGCAGAGCCCCCGUCGUGGCCGCACUGUCACCACGCGAUGCCGUCAUUCCAGUCCCCUGCAAAACAGGACACAGAUGCCCCUUCCUCCCCCAAACACUCCGUUUUCAGCCUGAAA
Gallus gallus (chicken) is the source of this 561-nucleotide messenger RNA. RefSeq names its product N-alpha-acetyltransferase 38, NatC auxiliary subunit-like. The record is from RefSeq and is a predicted model, not a curated record. Gene Ontology annotation, molecular function: RNA binding. NCBI's taxonomy places the organism in Eukaryota, Metazoa, Chordata, Aves, Galliformes, Phasianidae. Bases 36 to 335 code for a protein of 99 amino acids. Gene Ontology annotation, cellular component: NatC complex. The transcript has 3 exons.